AAAAGUAAAGUUGACAAGAUGAAGGAGUUGUUGCUGUUUGUGAUUGCGUUCGCGGUAAAAUCGGUGGCUGGUGAUGGGCAAGUGCCACCGACACCAACCACAUUUGAAGUGACCGUACUCGGGACCACAGUGUUGGACUUCUCAUGGGCGGCAGUAACUGGCGACUUUGACAACUACCUUAUCGUGGUUCACCAUGAUCCUGAAUCUACCGAUAUAGCUGAUCAGGUUCUUUUGCGUGUUGACAAAACCUUGACCAAGUACAGAUAUGUUUAUACGGUCCCAAUUAUUGAGCUGACAUUCUAUACUGAGAAGGGCACUGUAAGAAGUAGCAGAAUCACCAAUGGGCUUCCAACAUUGAUUGAAAUCACUGUUCCAACUCCAAUUAUAAUCAGUGAGUCAUCGAGCACUGUAAAAAUUACCUGGAUGGAAGCACCAGAUCCUACAUACGAUAUCGCAGAGUAUGAAGUCACAUUGCAGCAAACAGGGAGUACAGAUAUUCAGACGCAGCGGGUAGCGGCAGUAGCUGGAGCAACCCACACAUUUGAGAAUCUUCAGUCAGGCUCAGAGUAUACCAUCGUUAACAAAGGAUAUCACCCCGAGGGAAUCCUUAUUAAAACACCAGAUCCAAUCACUGGCGUCGUGUGGACCUUGCCACAUGAACCGUCGGACAGCAUUAUCUACCAGACCAGCAGUUCAACAGCCACGGUUCAGUGGACUGCUGCCAACCAACCCUUCUCGUACUACAGGAUGACCAUCACCCCAGCGAAUGGAGUGCCACAAGUUUACCAAAUUCAUAGGGACGAUACCAGUUUUAUGUUGGAUGACAUUAUGGCAGGAAUACAGUACAGCUACAGACUUGAGUCAGUUGUUGAUACACCAGGUUUUCUGGAUGGGACUGUAGAAAGUUUACCGUCGGAUAUUCGAAUUUCAGGAUCAUCAACCAACUUAAACCCCACGAUUGAGGCGAUUACAGAUCUUGGAAUGCACCUUAUAUGGGAUCCGAACACCAACAACCAACUGCAGAAGUACACCAUUACCGUUGUGGACACCAACGGAAACUCUGUAAUCAGUGAAGACAUUCCGCCUGGGGAGACAUCCUAUACCUUUCCAAACCUACCAGCCAGUGGAGCCAUUUAUGAGUACAUCCUGAAUGCUUACUUUGGUGGUGCCAGCACCUAUGCUGGGAGCGUUCAAGAACCUACAAAACUGCCUGUGAAUGUGAACUUAGAUGGCGUCACGUCAAGCACCGCGACCAUAACUUGGGCCAAGAAUAUAGUUCCUAACCCGGAGGGGUACAUGGUCAGUGUCAUCAGCAAUGAUGGGACUUACACUAGCUUCAUACCAGUUACUGUGGACGAGGCCGUUAGAGCGUAUACUAUUUACGGACUGCCUGCUGGGAAGACAUACCAAAUUGGUGUAGAUGCUGUUUUAAAUGGAAACCGAGUAGCAAUCGGCGCUAUCCAAGAUCGAGCCGUUCUAGGAAUUAAUGACUGUCCGGCCAUCGACCCUUGCAAUAAUGGGGAAUGUGUAGAUGGGACCACUCCGAGGGUCUAUACCUGUAACUGUCUACCUGGUUUCACCGGAUUGUACUGCAAUAAUCCUAUAAACCAAUGUGCAAGCAACCCGUGCCUGAAUCAAGGAGUCUGCACUGAUGGAAAUUUUCUUUACACAUGCGCCUGCAGAGAUGGGUUCAAUGGCAUCAAUUGUGAACUCACGAUUAACUUCUGUGACGGACACAACUGCGUGAAUGGAGCCUGUGUUAGUUCAGCCACUGGCUUUACCUGCAACUGUGUUGGCACUGACUUCACAGGAACUCGUUGUGAAACACGAAUUGACAAUUGCAUCACAGGCAUUUGUCAAAACGGCGGGACCUGUCGUGAUGAUUUGACUCGGCCGGGUCAAUACAUUUGUGCCUGUGUUGCAGGCUUCACUGGCACAAACUGCCAAACUAAUAUCGCUGAGUGUCUUAGCAAUCCGUGCCUAAACGGUGGCAUUUGCAUCGAUGAGGUGAAUCGAUAUAGGUGUGACUGUUCGGCUGUAGACUUCUCAGGAACUCAUUGUGAAACUCUAGAUAAGCCGACGAAUGGAAUCAACACGGUAUUGUUAGUUGCACUUAUCAUUGUUGGGUUGGUUGUCAUAACUGUUCUUCCGAUUUUAAUUAUUGUGUGCGUCAAGUUGAGGCAAGGACAGAUAGAUCCUCAAAGAGGGGAACAGGACCUCCCUGAUAUUGUGAGUGUACCCGCCAACAAUCCGUCUGUUGACUCUGGAGGAAUAACUAAUCCAGCCGAAUCACCGAUCGAACUACACCCAAUGACACAGCCUGUUAUCUCAGGAGGAAUGUCUAACCCAGCCCAACCACCAAUCGAUAAGUAUAUGACAGAAGAAGAAGUUAAAUAUGAGUACGCCGGUCUUCCAACUUGGGCAGUCAAGUGGUCCAUUUUGUGGACGAACGUGAUCUUGGAAGAAACAGUACUCGGUAGAGGCUACUUCGGAGAGGUUCGUCUUGGUGGCAUUAAGAUGGGUGGCAACAGAGUUACUAAAGCUGCAAUCAAAAUGCUCAUAGCUGGCGCAUCAGAGAAAAGCACUGCUGACUUUUGGAAGGAGUUCAAAACGAUGACAGUCAUCGGACCCCACCCCAAUGUCAUCAGUCUUUUGGGUGCUUGUAUAAACGCAGAAAAUCUCUACGUUGCGUUGGAGUACCUUCCUGGAAAUAAUCUCCACAAACAUCUUCUGGAAAAUGGCCCAAACCAGCAGAAAAGGAAACCUCUUACUCUGCUGCAACAGUUGAAAUUUAGUGUGGACGUUGCAAAAGGAAUGCAGCAUCUCUCUGAAGCAGGGAUAAUUCACCGUGAUUUGGCAGCUAGGAACAUACUUCUCGGAGAGGAGUUAGUCGCCAAGGUUUCUGAUUUUGGAUUGUCUCGCAGAGAACAUAUCUAUGUCCAAGUAUCGGAGGCGGCGAUUCCGAUUCGCUGGUUGUCCAUAGAAUCCCUGACGAGUCAGCUGUAUGUUUCCCAAAGUGACGUAUGGUCUUUUGGAAUCUUACUCUGGGAGAUUAUGACUUUCGGUGGGGUGCCCUACCAAUGUAUCCAUACGACCGGAGAACUGAUAAACAAGCUAAUGGGCGGAUACAGGAUGCCUCAACCUGAAGCCUGUCCGGACAAGAUUUACGAUCUGAUGUUGAAGUGUUGGAAUCGAGCACCAAACCUUCGCCCAAGUUUUAAAGUAAUCACCGAAGAACUGGACAAAAUAAGAGUCGCCCUUCAACCGCAUAUUUACGAGAACUCAGUUCUCUCCUAGAAUUUUUGCGCCACCGAACCGUAGUUUGAAGAUGACUUGAUACCUACACUGGGUAACUACACUGUCUGAUGUUAUACCAAUAAUGAAUAAGUGUCAACUAAGCCGCUUAGUGUUGAAAGAAAAUUUAAGUAAAGUGGAAUGAUUUGCCGAAGGAGUUUGUAUGGGGUGAAGGCGGCCAGGUUUUUCUAAGUUUGGUUUAAAACUCUCUGUUUCUGAAUUUCGAUAGUCAAAAAGUAUAAUAGGAAUUUACCUUAAUAUUACGCUAGCCUUUAUAUUGAACAAAAAUAAUUCGGGAUUGGAUAUUUUGGUAUAGUUGCCGGAAAACAUUUGUUUUGUUUGCACUUUGUUUAAGUGUUCAAGCAAUAAUUAAAUGUUGGUGUUUUGUUAAGGUGUUAAUUUGGGGGAUAUUUGUUGUUAUUUUAAAAAGGUUUAUUCUGCUGUGUAACCCGUUCUCAAACAAAAAUAUGUUGCUAAAGUGUUAUCACCUUAAAAAUGUGCUUGCAUUAUUAGACUUAAAAUGCGCUGGGGAAAAUCUAUCAAUAUGAUGAUGUCAAUCGGUGUAAAAUAAAAGUAUUUUAAAGUUUAUUGUUUCUAUAACCUUUUAAACUCCUUAAGUCCUGAACUACGUCGACGGCGGUUUGCGGAAGGACUUGCAAAGUCUACCCGUACCACGGACCUUCUCCCACCAACUAUAGAUAUUAGAGUCAUUAUUGCAGUGAGUCAUUAUUGCAGUGAGUCAUUAUUGCAGUGAGUCAUUAUUGCAGUGAGUCUGCGCAGUGCCAAUAAUAGCCUAUCAUCCAGCUGGGUUCCAGGACCGCUCGUGUCAGAAACAGUACUGAUCCGUAUUUUGUUAACUUACUAAAUAGGUAGUUGCUUCCGUUUGUGAGUUUUGUUGGUGGUUUAUUUAUGUCUCUUUGAUGUAGCUUCCAAUAGCGAUAUAUAUUUUUUAAAUGUAAACUGUAUAUUUUUAUAUGAAAAAUAUUUUUGUAUGUAAACUAUUUUUGUAUAAAAAAUUGUUUUUUUUUUUUUAAUCCUGUAAUUUGGCCACGAGUGUAAAGAACAAUAAACCAAACAAAAACAUCGGACAUUUUCAUCUUGCAUAUAGAUUAGAGGGCGCUAUCAGCUUACGAAUAUGGACCAUGUGAGAGGUCAUCAAUACAUUUGGGAAGAUCCGGCUAUCCGAUCGGGCUGGUAUCUGACCCUUAAGUGUGAAAUCGGGGCCAAUUUCAUAGCGCUGCUAAGCACAACAAUUUGCUUAGCAUGAAAUUUUGGCCUCGAUAAAAACAGAA
Messenger RNA from Asterias rubens (European starfish), 4586 nucleotides. RefSeq names its product proto-oncogene tyrosine-protein kinase receptor Ret-like. Gene Ontology annotation, molecular function: calcium ion binding; protein binding; ATP binding. The record is from RefSeq and is a predicted model, not a curated record. Gene Ontology annotation, cellular component: signaling receptor complex. Lineage: Eukaryota; Metazoa; Echinodermata; Asteroidea; Forcipulatida; Asteriidae. The coding region runs from base 19 to 3297 and encodes 1092 amino acids. Gene Ontology annotation, biological process: positive regulation of kinase activity; multicellular organism development; protein phosphorylation. The transcript is spliced from 21 exons.